This is a messenger RNA of Caenorhabditis remanei, 744 nucleotides long. RefSeq lists its product as uncharacterized. The transcript is spliced from 6 exons. Bases 1 to 744 code for a protein of 247 amino acids. The record is from RefSeq and is a predicted model, not a curated record. Lineage: Eukaryota; Metazoa; Nematoda; Chromadorea; Rhabditida; Rhabditidae.
AUGGAACACUACGAACAUUCUAAGUUCGGCAUCAACUGGGCCGAGUAUCAAACAAUGUUUCCGGGAGAAAGCAAAAGUGUCACAAUCAACCGAAUGACUGAAAUAGUGAUGAUACAGUCACUUAUGGAGAAAGCGUUGAAACUUCUGGAUAGAGGAAUCAAAAUCCAAAAACCAAUCGUCUUGAACCCACACUGGAGGGGUCUUGUUGAAGAGGAAAAGUGGAAGGGAAAUUGGCUCAGUUACAGAGACCACCAGAGUCUCUCCCACAAGAUAGAGAAGCUCAACUUCAUUGAUUUGAAGUACCGUGUUCUCUUGCUCUUCGUUACAUCCAGACGCGUGACUGCUCAAUUUAAGAAAGAGUUGGUUGAGGCUCUGUGUACUUGUCGAUACGAUGAGCACAAUCGGAUUAAAAGUUGCAAUGAAAAGAAGAAGGGGAAGAAGAAUGAGAAAAUUCGGAAGGAUGAAGAGCAAGAUGACAACGCGGAGGUUGACGACAAUGAAGACGACGAAAUGAAAGCGCAGGAUGAGUUGCUGUUGACAUUGAAAGCAGAAACUGAAAUGAAGACGUUGACGGAACAACAAAUGCUGUCACUUCUCAAAAACAUUGCGAAAACUGUCGUGGAAUCUGAACAUGAGGAGGGAGACGUAUUGAAAGUAAACAAAUACGUCAUUAUGGAUGCGCUCGAUUUGAUGGCGUGGGGACUCGCGGGAUGCGACAAUUCGGAGCCACUUGGAAUGAUAUGA